Molecule: messenger RNA, 1304 nt
Organism: Megalops cyprinoides (Indo-Pacific tarpon)
Lineage: Eukaryota; Metazoa; Chordata; Actinopteri; Elopiformes; Megalopidae
Product: protein FAM133-like
Exons: 8
Coding region: 41-994 (317 amino acids)
Source: RefSeq, a predicted model, not a curated record
UGUGUUCUAUGCGUUACAGAGACAAACUGCUGAAAAUAAAAUGACUGUCUACUUGAUCUUCCAGGACUCCAGCUCGUCCUCCUCUUCUUCAUCAGAUAGUGAGGAAGAGAAGAAAAAGAAGAAGAAAAAGAAGAAGAAGAAGAAGAAGAAGCUGAAGGUCAGAGUCACUGAUAGGUUCAAUCAAAUGUGUGGCUUGAUAUGCAGAAAGAUUAAUAACCUUCUGUCUCUUUCUUCUCCUUUCCAGGACUCCAGCUCAUCUUCCUUCUCUGAUAGCUCUUCCUCUUCUUCAGACAGUGAGGAUGAGAAGAAGAAGAAAAAAAAGAAGAAAAAGAAGAAGAAGGAAAAGGAUGGAGAGAAGAAGGAGGAAGAGAAAAAGGAUGAAGAAGGCAGCAUUUGUGCUGGUACUUCUGGGGCUGGGGAGGUGUGUAUGGAGCAGAGCCUUGGAGAAGUAGAGGAUGUAGGUCUGGAGAAGGAGAAGAAGAAGAAGAAGAAGAAGGAGAAGAAAAAGAAAAAGAAGAAGGACUCCAGCUCCAGCUCUUCAUCCUCUGACAGCUCCUCAUCUUCCUCUUCAGACAGUGAGGAUGAUGAUAAGAAAAAGAAAAAGGAAAAGAAGAAGAAAGAUGAUGGGACCAUGGAUGAAAUUACUGCUGAUCUGACUGGUGGAGGUGCUGAGGCAUACCCUGAUAUAUAUGAUCCUGGGCAGCUGAGCGAUGAUGAGGGGGAGGGGGAGGAAAAGAAGAAGGAUAAGAAAAAGAAGAAGAAGACAAAGAAGAAGGGCUCUCAGAGCUCCUCCUCUUCAGACAGCGAGGAUGACGACAAAAAAGAGGACAAGAAGGACAAGAAGAAAAAGAAGAAGAAGAAGAAGAAGAAGGACUCCAGCUCCUCAUCCUCCUCCUCUGACAGCUCUUCCUCCUCAGACAGUGACGAUGACAAGGUACUGCCCAGUUCUCUCUGGUCACCGCAGUCCAAGUACAUCAACCUUCUGUUUCUUUGAACUGAAUGCUGAACUGUUAGACACACACAGCUCCUCUUCACCUGGGAUUACAGGUGACAUGCAAUAGCUCAGUGACCCUGGGCUUAGGGUACAUGCUCUGACACAAGAAGGUUAGGGGUUUGAGUCAGAGCCAAGACAUACCAAAUAUUCAAAAGUAGUCAUAGAUGGGUCAGGUGUUACUCUUGUGCUGACCAAGGGGUUGACUUGUAUGUUUGGUUAUUUGUUUGCAUAGAUAAGAAGUACUGGCAACAAGCAUUAUGUCAAUGUCAUUAAACCUUUAUUUAUCUGAAAGUUUAUGGGAGGUGCCUAG